Molecule: messenger RNA, 1393 nt
Organism: Saimiri boliviensis boliviensis (Bolivian squirrel monkey)
Lineage: Eukaryota; Metazoa; Chordata; Mammalia; Primates; Cebidae
Gene: MYL6B
Product: myosin light chain 6B
Cellular component (GO): myosin II complex
Molecular function (GO): structural constituent of muscle; calcium ion binding
Source: RefSeq, a predicted model, not a curated record
AUGGAAGCCUCAAUCAGAAGGCUGGGGCAGGUGACUGGCGUUAAUUGCAAACUUUAACAUUUGCUUCAGCAACCAGCUCAUUAAAAACAAACAAACUUCUCUGUAGCCUUUUUUUCUACCAAACCGCGAGAGGAAGCGAGAGAGACCGCAGCCGCUCUCCCCGGGGCCGUAAGUGCUUCCAGCUAUCUGACCGCGACCCUGCCUACUGCAGCCUCAACCUUUCCCCUGGUUCUGAGUUCUUUCAACAGUAGAUCCAGGAAAACAUCCAAGCCCCCGUGAGACGAGGAGUCCGCCAGGGAUAAGUAGGAGGGACAUCCCAGGGGCCCCGCAGGGUUUUAGGGUAGGGGUAAAUUGGAAAUUGCUCAUUGCCUUUCAGUUCCGGGACAAAAAGCGCGCUGGAAAGACACUGAGUCACCAACCGCCGCCGUCGGCCGGAAGCCACCGCCCUCGUGUCAGCUGCAAUCUCCAGCGCGGCGUAUCCCGUGAGCCCGCGGGCGCGCAGGGGACUACGACUCCCGGCAUGCUCCGCGGCCGCCAAAAUUAACCCUUCAGGGCCGGGAGCCGUGCUGUGCCCCGCCCCCGCCCCAACCCCAGACCCGGACCCCGCAGGAGAUGGGUGCCCCCAUCCGCACACUGUCCUUUGGCCACCGGACAUCAUGCCUCCCAAGAAGGAUGUUCCCGUGAAGAAACCAGCAGGGCCCUCCAUCUCCAAACCUGCUACUAAGCCAGCAGCAGCAGGGGCUCCUCCAGCCAAACCCAAAGCUGAGCCAGCUGUCCCCCAGGCCCCUCAGAAAACCCAGGAGCCUCCAGUCGAUCUCUCCAAAGUGGUGAUCGAGUUUAACAAGGACCAACUGGAGGAGUUCAAGGAGGCCUUUGAGCUGUUUGACCGAGUGGGGGAUGGCAAGAUCCUGUACAGCCAGUGUGGGGACGUGAUGAGGGCCCUGGGCCAGAACCCCACCAACGCUGAGGUGCUCAAGAUCCUGGGAAACCCCAAGAGUGAUGAGCUGAAGUCCCGGCGUGUGGACUUUGAGACUUUCCUGCCCAUGCUCCAGGCGGUGGCCAAGAACCGGGACCAAGGCACAUAUGAGGACUACUUGGAGGGGCUUCGUGUGUUUGACAAGGAGGGGAACGGCAAAGUCAUGGGAGCAGAGCUCAGACAUGUCCUCACCACCCUCGGAGAGAAGAUGACUGAGGAGGAGGUGGAGACUGUUCUGGCAGGACAUGAGGACAGCAACGGCUGCAUCAACUACGAGGCCUUCCUGAAACACAUCCUAAGCGUCUGAGUGCUGCAGAUCAGUGGGGCCCGAAUACUGGGCCCCGCAGGCAGAAGCACGUUCCAGCCACCAGGAGGCCACCUAUUGUUUCAAAAUAAAGACUCGGUUCCUCCCUUGGU